AGAUUAUAUUGAUAAUAAUAUAUAGAUAAAAUAUUUCAUUUUUUAUGUUUAUUCUUACGAAAUUGUUUAAUUUUAGGUUCUUGAACGACAUUUAGCUGAUUUUGGUAUUAACAAUCUUAGUAUGGUGAAUAUCGUAUCCGACAGAGGUUCUAACUUUGUUGCUGCAUUUCGUGAUUUAAAUCCAUUAUUUUGUUUUGCCCAUCGACUUAAUAAUAUAGAUAAAUUAACAUUUUUUCAAAAUGUACAAAGAAAAAAGAAACAGGCAUCGAAUAUAACAACAGGUACAAUAAAGGCUGCACCAGAACGUGUAAAAUUUAAUGAGCAGUAUGUUGCUUCUUCAAAUGGAAAUAAUUGUUUGUCAAGUGAAGGAACAACUGAAGAUGAAGAGCAAAUAAUUAUUUUGCCAACAAUACCACUGAUUAGGAAGAAGAGAAAGAUCAAAUCAAUAUUAACAAAUAAUCAACAAGAAUCUUCUUACAAAAUGUCAAUAGAUGAUAUUCCACUUGCAGGAAGAAAUGUUCUCAAUAUAUUAACCAAAUGUAAAAAGAUUAGUGGUUUAAAUAAAGAAAUUGAAGAUAAUGGGAGAAAAUCUAUUUUAAAAUCAUUUAAAAUUAUUAAGAAAAUUUUAUGUUCGAAGCAGCAACAAAAACUAGUAAUGAAUGUUGAUCAAAAUAUCAUUAAACAAAUUAUAUUAGUUUUAAAACCUGUAAAACACGUAGUAAAACUAACUCAAAAUGGAAAUUCUCCUUUUUUGUUUAUGGUUUUAUUGUCUGCCGAAACAUUACGUAAUGUUAUGAGUUCUUACGAUGAAUUAAUUAAUUAUGAUAUUGCAUUUGAAUCGAACAAAAACUUAGAUGAAUUAGAUGAUGAUUUAUCUGAGGAAUUGGAAGUAGAUUUGAAUUUUUGGAAUUUCGAUUCUAAUCAAGUAGACAGUCAAAAUUCAGAAAAUGAAGCAGAAGAUUUUGAAUUACGUGGUACAAAACCUGGUGAACUCGAUCGAUAUCUUAACUUUGAAUAUGAUAAAUUUAAAGUUGAUCGUAAUCCAUUGAUGUUUUGGAAGGAGAAUCAAGAUAAAUUUCUUCGCUUAGCUCGAUAUGCCAGAUGUAUUCAUUCAAUACCCGCUACAUCUGCUAGCGUUGAACGACAAUUUUUUGGAGCUGGUUUAAUUAUAAAUGAGAGGUGA
Messenger RNA from Adineta ricciae, 1183 nucleotides. NCBI's taxonomy places the organism in Eukaryota, Metazoa, Rotifera, Eurotatoria, Adinetida, Adinetidae. The record is from the annotation of a GenBank genome assembly.